AAGGGUAUCAGAGAGCCCGACAGUAGUUUCUCUAUAAAUCAUCGGCAAAAUCACGCACAUCGCGUCUUUGAAUGUGUUGGUUUGUGAAGUGUGACGAAAUGUGAGAUUAUCGUUCAAAAGUCUUUAGCUUGAUCUUUGCUCUGCUAUCUUCGGAUUUUGAUAACAUUUCUUACAUUCACUAUUCUCUGAGGUCGGUAACUUGUGCGUUGUAUUGGGGAUUGUGCAUUGAAUCGGAUUUCUACACUAAUUUUGUGCGGUUCUCUGUUUGUGCUUCCGCUUUCGAUUUAGUAAGGGCUUCGAUUGUUUAUGAGCAGUCCGCUUUUAUUUAAACGGUAAUCACGUCAGCUUUGUUUAUAUUUAUUUCUGCGAUCGUAUGCAGCUCAAACUGUCCAAGGUGUUGCUGAUGUGGCCUAGGCUUGAUUGUUUUAGAAAGAUGGGGAAUGGAUAUCAUAGGAAGCCAUAAGCUACUGUUUCAAGCUCCGCUUGAAAUUUUGUUUUUAGCCCUUCUUUUAAGUUCUAAAUUGGACUUUGACAGUCCCGAAAACUUUUUAAUACACCCAGGACUGAUUUAUCAACAAUAUGUAGGCCAAGAAGCAUUUUUAACCUCGUUUUCUGGAAGAAUAAGAGUAAAUGGUCGGCCUGGUUCCGCCAUCUUGGAUUCUCCUCCAACACGUGCAAGACUACUAUGUGGUCUCCUUCUCCUCUGUGGAGACAUUAGCCUUAAUCCAGGACCAGCUUGGAAAUAUCCAUGUGGCCUAUGCAAGAAGCCUGUGAAGUCAAACCAACGUGGUCUUCAAUGUGACUCGUGUAACAUUUGGAACCAUGCGAAAUGUAUGGACAUUAGCAUACCAUCGUACGAGUCCUUGGCAAAUUCGUCCUGCCUAUGGCUUUGCCCCAAGUGUGACGCUUCCAAUUUCUCUGAGACUCUGUUAAGCGCUUCAACAUUGGAGCUCUCAAACUCCUUCAUUUUUCUUCCAAGUCAAACUUCGUCCCCAGUUGCUAAAACUACACCAAGAAAUUCCUCUACGAGUUCUGUGUUGGAACAUGCUCGCAAGAGCUCACGACCACGCCAUAAACAAGGCCUGAAGGUAUUUAACAUCAACUUCCAGAGCCUAAAGAAUAAGAACUGUGAAUUUCAAGCUUUCCUAGCAACUGAGAGUCCAGAUAUAGUAAUUGGAACUGAGACCUGGUUGAAUCCCAGUGUUAAAACCUGUGAAUUCUUCCCUUCUAAUUACUCAGUAUUUCGGAAGGAUAGACCGAAUGGAUAUGGGGGAGUUCUAUUAGCAGUCAAGGAUCUCAGCUGUCAUGAGCUUUACGAACUUAACUCAGACUGCGAAACAGUUUGGAUUAAAGUCUCUAUUAACAGAAGGAAACAUGUAUAUAUUGGAGCUUUUUACAACCCUGACAGUUCUUGCGAGGCACUUGAUGAGUUAGACCGCUCCCUUUCAAAGCUACAGAGGAAGUCUGGAAAUUCAGUUAUAUAUCUCGGAGGUGAUUUCAACCUUGGAGGAGACAUAUGCUGGGAAACAAACACCAUUGCAAGAGGAAGCCGUCACGUCACAGCUUGCGAGAAGCUACUGGAGAUGUGCAGCAUUUAUAGUUUGGAGCAAGUGGUAGAUAAGCCUACCCGUGGUGAUAAGAUCCUUGACCUGCUCUUUACAACAAAUAGCACCCUUGUUGACUCAGUACAUGUCAAACCUGCAAUGGGAGACCAUGGAUGUGUGGAGAUACAAACCUUAGUUACACCAAAGCUGGCACGCCCGAUCAGGAGGAAGAUCUUUCUGUAUUCAAAAGGGAACUUUGUUGACAUGAAAAGGGACCUACUAGAGUUUAGCUCUGUUUAUUUCACAAACUUCACUGUUCGAUCAUUGCAGGAAAACUGGAACAUGUUAAAAGGAAAACUUUCUUCUCUUAUGGAGGAAUAUAUCCCUGCUAAAAUGUCCUCAAAUUUAUUAGUAAAACCAAGAGUGGAAUUGAUGCUACUUCAAUCUUUCAAAAUGUGAUGUCAAUGCAUUAAAGCAG
This is a messenger RNA of Nematostella vectensis (starlet sea anemone), 2022 nucleotides long. RefSeq lists its product as uncharacterized. The record is from RefSeq and is a predicted model, not a curated record. Lineage: Eukaryota; Metazoa; Cnidaria; Anthozoa; Actiniaria; Edwardsiidae. Gene Ontology annotation, molecular function: catalytic activity. The coding region runs from base 441 to 2003 and encodes 520 amino acids. The transcript has 2 exons.